GCCUUUAAUUGCGGACACGAAGAAGAAACUCGUGUCUGGUUUAUUUGCCUCUAACUGAAAUGUGCAGCUAACAGCAGGUGACAAGUUUUCCGCUUGUACUUUACAGGAGUCAAGCCACGGGAAUGUCAUGGGGAUCAAAGUGAAAUAGCGCUGUCGCGGGUAUUAUUGACACCAAAGGUACGUAACAUUUCGGUAUAGUGUAACCGUAACUUGUUGCUAAACUGGUAACCCCGCUAACAAGCUUGCUAGUACCUCCCUGAAGUGUUAGCUGACAGCGGGACGGUCCUCUUUGAAUUAAGAAAAACACAUAAAAUGGACUUUAUGCAAACAUUGAAAUGAGACCAGGAUAAAUAAUUUAUUCCUUUGACUACGCAGAUUAGCUUUGUUGUGAUUAAUGAGCGUUACUAGAAGGAAUAAGUUAGUGUAGUUAUCUUGAUACUGUUGCUGUCACUGAGCUGUCACACUGUUCCCACCCUCGCGCUUCAACCAAUUGAAUUGCUUAGAAUUUUAAUUGACAGAAACGGUAACCAAUAGCAGACCCACAACAAAUAUGACGGCUCCGUGCGCGGUGUUGUGUACCGCAGGCGUCUCUUUCCGGCGCAGUCGGCUGGGAUGCUGAUGCUGAGGAGCCUCCUUGGACUGUAGCAUCAUUGGAUCUGAAUGUUUAUCGACAUGUUGCAUUGUCUGAAGUUGCAUCACUGUGUUGACCUCUGUCUGGGCGGCCUUUUGUUGUUUUUAGCGGGGCUGCAGCAGGUGGAGGCGGCCGCCGCAGCCACGGAGAUGGUCAACUUAAACUGGAAGCCGUUCAUCUACGGCGGGAUGGCCUCAAUUGUCGCAGAAUUCGGUGAGCUACGUGAUGCACCACAACACGCAGACACGCACCGUUCAUGUAUUCACCCGGAUUUAGAACCUGAAAAGCCAUGUCAUGACGAUUUAAGGUGCGAAGUGUCUGUUAAAUAGGAUGAAUUUGCAGCUAGAAGAGGACUCAGCAGCAGCUCUGUGUGCUAAUCUGAUAGCAGUGGCUUCAGGACAGAGGGGGGUGCAUCCAGCUGAGGAAAUACCAAAGCUCUCUGGAGGAUAUUUGAGGUAGUGUCAGGGAAAUAAAGGAGAGCAUAUGUUUAUUUUUCAAUUAAUGAACAGCUGUUAACCUCACAGUAAGGACCAGGUUUUACAACUUUGAUAUAAGAGGCAUCAGGCUAGGGCUGGGCGAUAUGGACCAAAAGUCAUAUCCUGAUAUAUUUAGGCUGAAUAUCGAUAUAUGACAUAUAUCCUGUUAUUGUUUUCGCAAAGUGAGAGCACAUGUUUAGUCAAAGUCAAAGCCAAAUAUGACAUGUCACAAGUAGUUCUAUUUAAACUGACCGGAUUAAAAAUACUGUAUAACCACAGGAGUACCUUUUUUUUUUAACUGGAGCUCCAUAAGGUGCACAUUUAAAUGAAAAGUAUAUCUUACAUAAAAAUAGCCCAUAAAGUAAAAUAAGCCAAUCUUUUUCUGAGACAAAUUUAUUUAUUUGAGAAAAGCAUCAACAUUUGACAACUAUAAAUGACCUAUUAAAAUCAAAUUGCAGAUUUUCUUCUCUCUAACAAAUCCACAGAUGCAAACAAUGAAGACUACAAAAGAAAUCAAUAUGACAAACCCAAGUAAGGGCACCAUUUACAUGUAUAAAGACAAAAUAAACAAAAUAAAGUGCUCAGUUUAAGAAAAUUGUUUUUAAAUGUCAUUUUGAGAUUACCUAUCUGUCUGUCUCAACCAGUUGCACAAGACUAUGGCAGAUUAUGAACUCAGUGAACAUUUCCCCCUCUUUCUUUUUUACUUUGAUAAACAGUUAGUGUGAGAAAGAUUUUGUGUGAGAAACACCAGCCUUUGGUCCAAUUCCAUUUCUCGUUUAAAAAUAUAUCAGUAUAUUUCUUAUAUCGAUAUAUCCCCCAGUCCUACAUCAGGCACAGCUCAGGGAGAAAGCACAUUUAUCAGAUUGUCUCCUCAGUGGUGAAAAUUUAUAUACAUCCCAAGUUGAGUAGAAAUUUCUGGGGUUUUUAUUAAUUCAUUUUUUAUGCAUUUUACUCUUUUUUUGUCAGCAUUUUUAUUUAUGAUGGAGAAUAGAGGCCACGCUAAAGGGGGAAAAAACCAAAGAGGUUUUUAAAAUUUACCAAAAAAUAAAACAUUUUGCAGUUAUGUCUGAUGAGGUGCCAAAACAUAACAGAUAGUUUACCGAAAUGCUGUGAGUUCCUCAUUUCAGGCACAGUUGGUCACUGUAAACCAAAAGCUAAGACUUUAUAUUCUCAAAACGUGAUGACUUUGUUUUUGAAAAAUUAUCACCUUACUUCAACUUUUUGGGUCAUUUAGACAUUCCUGUGAGAAAAUAACCGAGACAAAAUGUGUAAUCCUUAAGAUAAAAAAAAGUUAAAGAUCUUUGAGUAUUUAUUUUUUUUAUUUACUUAAUGUUGCCUUCAAACUUCAUUGUCUAUGUUUUGUUAUAAUAAUUUGUCAUCACCUGAUGUUUCAGAAAUGAAAAAAAAUAAUAAUUUAAUCCACAAAUUUAAUUAAAAUAAAUUAAAUUUAGGGCCAUAGAGAACAACUAUCACAUUUAAGUUCUGUAUAGUCAUAUUUACGAACUAAUAUACACAAAAACAUCAUUAACAUUGAUAUUUUUUAAAUUAAUUAGCCACACUGAGCGGGAGAGGCCAUGCUGUAGUCAAGAAGGAGAGGGAGAAAAACUUCUUGAUAGAUUUUCUUUAUCCUGGCGUGUAAGGCGACAGAGGAACAUUUUACUGUUUAGUUAUAAUGCAUGUAUUAUCCUGUUAAUACCCAGUGAGAGACAGAGAAAAGACACUUGCUUUGGUGUUUCUACAUUUAUUUCCAUCAAUGAAAUCAGUAUCAGCAUGCAGAAGUGCUGAAUACUUCUCUGUUAGACAGCUGUAUGUGGGAAAAGAGCUGUUAGAAACCACCUGUUAAACUCUCAGUAAUGAUAUUUGUGUUGGCUAACAUUUACAAUCAGAGUGAACACUGAGAGUGUUGACAUACUCAGAUUUCCAGUAUAAACCAACUAACCCUAACUCAGUAAUUUUUGCUAAGUAUAAUUCCUUGAUUGCGUCUUCUUGUUCACAUAUCCUCAGGGACAUUUCCCAUCGAUCUAACAAAGACCAGGCUGCAGGUCCAGGGUCAGUCCCAGUACACAGAGGUGCGAUAUAGAGGGAUGUUCCACGCCCUCUUCAGGAUUGGCAAAGAGGAGGGCAUCCGGGCGCUCUACUCUGGGUACGUUGCCACAAUAAGGGUGUAAAAAAAAGUAUCACACCCGCAGUUUGUCCACCACUGCUUGAUUUCGGGACGGGGUAAGUUUGGGUGCAGUUUAUGUUACCUGCAUUUUAUACAGGCUGCACCACAUUUUCCCUGAUCCCACUGCCUUUCUCUGAGAUAUUGACUGAUUAAUCAGAGGGACUGGGUGUUCCCGUCAAUCAGGUUUCUGCACUGCAGUGAACAUGUGUGGGAUUGUUCUUGGGUUUGACGGCUCACUGACUGAUCUGACAGCCUUCACCUGCUCAGGAGAAGGAAAAUUUGCUGUAGUUACCAAUUAGGAUUACUGCUAAGUCCCUAAGACCAACCCCAAGGUAUUACUGGUUUUUAGCGAGGUGAUGGUGCUACCAUUUUGGACACAGUAUCAGUCAUGCAUCUCUCAUGGACGUGUGUAAAGAGAAAUGCAGUCUUAAAGCAAAAUUUAAAGCAGGUACCGCUUGUAGUUUGAAGUCUAACACUCAUAUGUCAAAGCAGGGACUCCGCUCUGUCCUAUUCUCUUUGAUGUUUAACUCAUAUUUUAGUCACCCAUGUAAGAAGACUGCACCACUCACGCUAAGUUAGACCACCUGCGCAUUCAACUCUAGUCAAAGGUCCAUCAAUGAUUGCUGUGUGCCCUCUCUGAGCCAACCACUGCUGUUGUUCAUCUUUCAACUGCGAACUCAAAUCCAAAAUCUGGAUGCCAUGAAAUUCAUUGUGCUGUCACAUUAAUCUCCUCCUCUCCUCUUUUUACCGCUUGCUUGUAAUAUUCUGUAAACUAAACAGAAACAGCAUGUGCUUAAUGCAAUAUGCAGAAACAAGAUUUGCACACAAAGCUGUUAAAUGUUGUGGGUGGUUGGACUGUGAUGUUACUAGAUUCAGCCGCUGCUUUGAAAGAAGCCCAACGGGACAGAAAUUACACUUCACCGCAGUGAAUAAGAUUCAGUUUUCACACCCCGUAAAUAGACUGAAAACUGUUGAUCAGAAACCUCAGUCAUCAGACGAGUUGAGGUUUCUAAACGGUAAAUAAUCCUGAAUGUUUUUCACUUUCUUCUUUCAGGAUCUCUCCGGCGUUGUUGAGACAAGCCUCAUACGGGACAAUCAAGAUAGGAACCUACAACUCUCUGAAGAGGUUGUUUGUCAGCCAUCCAGAGGGUGAGUGUUACUCUCUCUGCCUUUAAUCGACCGUCUUUCCUCCUCUUUUAAAAACUCUACGCUUCCUGUCCUCUGAGGAGGAAACUGGCCUUUAAGUUCACAACAUGUGAGUGACUACUGUCUCGGAAAUCUCCUGAAAUCUUGAAACCACAUCCAAGUCUAGGAAACAGGGAUGAUGCUCAGUAAUGAGAGGUGAUUUGAAUAAUAGAUUCAGCAAACUGCAGAGUUAAUUCAGAUUUGUAUUUGCAUGGCAUCUCUGUCUGGUUUGAGGCUGAUGCAAUCAACUGCAAACGACGAGAUUUCCUUGUGAGCCCUCCAGCUUCAUGACGAGUAAAACUGCUCACAGGCAGCGAACUUUGAGUAGAGAGAGGACAGAUCUGUAACAUCCGACUGUUGAGCUGGGAAUGAGGCUAGUCAUUUUUGCCUUUUUACACCUGAACUCGAUUUGAUCAUAUGUUGGUGUCUGAGUGAGUAAUGGCUGCUAAACGUUUUGCUUCAGUAGAUCUCUUAAGUCAGGAGCGAGAGAGCAGAGAGCAGUUUCUGUGGGUUGGCUUUCGGGGGUAAAUGCUCCCGAUUAAGGUGCAGAAGUUCUCAUUUCUGCUGCUGCAGGUUCAGGUAGGGUAAUCAAGUCCAAAUAGGUCCUGAACUGAACGCUUGACAAAUAUUCCAGUUUCAGAGUAAUUCUGUGAUAAUCCCGUCUUAUGAUUCAGUGAAGACGGUUUUACGAUUUAGAAGUAAACCUUUCAGUUUUUCUUUUUUUUCGAUUUCUACAGAAGCUUGCUGACGUUGUAUCACUCCCCUUGUAAAAUGUCAAAAUCCUUCCACACGGUGAAAGUCACUGCAUUGCUUCAACACACACACACACACACACACACACACACACACACACACACACACACACACACACACCGAUCAGCAGAGGUUGAUCUUUGCUGGAUGGACACACCCUCUCAGUCCUUUUUAAUAACGUUAGAUUGAUCCAAAUUUUUUGUGAUUGACGUAAUUCUUAACGAUCAAUUAAUCGAUUAAUUGUGCCCAUCCCUACUUUUGCCAAAUCUGCUGGUCAGUGCCAAACAUAUGCAGAUGAGUAAGUUGAGUAUAGAAAAUAUAAGGUAGUUUGUCUGUAGGGAUGGAUUUGUCCUCUCUUUUGAUGUGUAAAUAAAUCAGGAGAUCUGAUUUUUUUUUAGUUUUAUUUAAUAUCAAGAUCUGAUUUUUAUUACUGUAAGGAGAUAACUUAGUAUUGCCCGGAAGGCCAGUGACAAAUUUACCUGUAGUCAACCCCUGCUUUGUUUGAUCUGUAAACAAAGAUGCAAAAGACGGAGCGAUUGUGUUAUUUGCUUUUUAAAUGGGAAACAAAAUCAAGUGGGUGAGCCACAGCUUAGAAAAACUCAGAGAGUAGCAGGCGUCUCUGGUUAACAAAACCAAGUUUGGUUUCUGGAAUUAUAUCGGAUCAAAGCACAAAUCCAGAAAAUACACAUCAGUUUACCCCGAUGACAGAGAGGGUUUCCCUGAAUAGGUUCAGUGUCUAGAUGAAGAACUGUUUCUGAGCCUCAAAGAAAAGGUUUAGAUAUGCCGUGACAACCCAUGUUGACCCACCUGGCAACAGAGUGAGCGAGUUAACCUGCCAUUACUAAUUUGAAAGCUAAAUUAAAGGCAAAAAGCUUCCUGGAAGGAGAGAGGGAAGAAAGGGUGGGAGGGACGAGCGAGAAAGAGUCCGAAAGGAGACGGAGAAGGGAGAGGCAGAAAAAAACAAAGUGAGUCAGGCUUCAUCCACUGUGCAGCUGAUCUGAUCUGACAUCAUGAUCUCAUGUUAUAACAGUACAGUACAAAAUCAGCAAGAUACCUCCGAUGGAUCAAGACUGAGGAUUUGGAACUUAAAUGAAAUAUGCAAAAUUGACAUUUAAGGGAGUGUCACAGAGAGACGGAGAGUAGAGCUCACAGAGUUAUCAGGAAAUGAAUCUGCUCUUCCUGAGAGAGAGAAAUAAAAAAUAAAAAACAUGAUUUCUCCUUUUAAAAAUGAACUUUAAAAAUUGUACUGAGUGAUGCAGUUUUCAUAUAAAACAGCAUGCAUGAUACCCAAACAAUGAAAGUUCAGAGUGGAAAAGGCUUAAACAGAUGGGUAAAUGCUCAGUUUAGACAGUCUCUAACUUGUCUGUACCAGGAUAUGGAUCAGCUCUUGGAUAAAAGGUGCAGCAGGAGGUGCUGAUGAGACUCAGUGUGGAGAAAAGUCGCUGUAAUCAUGAUGGAGUUUCUUCAUACUGGGCGGUUUGAUGUUGUGUCAUCGAUGCAGACUUGAGCACUGUAGGAUCAUUUCACUAAAACUGAUGGAAGCGCAAUCUUCAUCUGUCGAGCCCAUCCAAAAACCCUUCAAAAGCUGCUCUGUUGUUGUUGUUGUUCGUCGUCCUCUCUCUGGAGAAACAGAGAUCCACUUAAUUCCUCCAACAAAUAAGUUUCUGCGACAUUUAUCAGCAGUUGCAGGCGCCGCCAUGUUUCUGAGACGAGCAGGAAGCGUGUACCCUCAGGCUCUGCAUCUGCUCUCUCUCUGUCUUUUCUCUUUGGCUUCCCAGUUUCCCCCCCGACCGGUUCCUUCUGUUCCUCGUCCCACUCUCUAGUCUUUUUCUUGGUCUCAGUCUCUCAAUAUUUUAUGGACAAUUGGUGGACAAAAGAUAGACACUGUAAAUAAUAGAGAAGAUCAAGGUAGAGGCGCCCUGUGAAGGCUUUCAGUCAUGAAACGGCGCUGCGGAGUCGAUCUAAAAGGUCACUGGACUUUGUUGAAGGUCUUUAAAUCUUUACAGAGAACAGAGCAGCAGCAACACGAGCAAGUAUGCUGCAAGAUCCUGUUUUUGCGUUUUUCAUACUGAAAUGAUUGUACGUUUUCGUCUUUGUGGACAACAUUGAGUGAGAAUAGAGAUUUGUGCCCGCCCUAACUUCCUUUUUUGUUUCUGCAUGUCUUCCACAGUGGUGCCAUUAUUUUUUUAAAUGCUUGUUUUGAUGCAGGCUUUGGUUUGCUCUGUGGUUGAGGGACACACAAUUGCUGCGAGGACCACCGCUCAUAACUGCUGGUUGGAUUGGUGAAGGAUCUCUGUAAUUAUACUCGCCUCAGUCUGUUGUUUCCUCCUUCUGUAGUGUAGUGAUGUAGACCGCAGUAAAGGAUUUUCUGUCUACUAAUAUGAUCAACCACUAAUGCGAACAAACCCUGAAAAGGAUCCUAACCUGCCUUCGUGUAGAAGGAUAAUUCCACAUGCUGGUGAUUCAGGUCCAAGAAUCCACAUUUACAUUUCUCCUGGUCCUACUGCUGUCUUUUUAAAGGAUUAUAGUAUCAGGGCGUGACACUAACUUUUCUCACAAGAAGCACAUGUGCGCCUAAGUUGAAAAAGUAAGGAGCACACAAAUAACUGUAGGGGCACAAUAAAAAUUGAUCAAAUCAUGUUUCUCUUAUUAGUCGACAUAAUUACUGUUAUUUGAACGGAAUGGAAGCUGUUGAAGAAAGUGUUCAAAAUUUGCCUUUAAAUUUAACACAAACAUUUUAAAAGACAAAUUAGGGAAAUAAAGAGGCGUGUCUUAUCGUCCGACCUUAGUACUAUUAUUUAAAAUCAAUUUGAGGUCAAUAGGUCACAUGACAUGGAAGCUAUUGAAUGAAAACAGCCUUUUUUGAGAACCUCAACAGGUAAUUUAUGGACGGUCCCUUAUUCAACACCAACGUUGACAGUGAGGGUGUCGAGUAGAUUUAACCGCGCUGCUGUUGCUAAUCCCGGUUAUGGAGAGUGAGAAGACACCGGUAGAUCCUCAGAGAAUGUCUAUCGAAUAUCCAACCUAAAACUAACUUCACCGCCGUAUUUACAGGAAAAUAUAUCCAACCUAAAACUAACUUCACCGCCGUAUUUACAGGAAAAAAAAAAAUUGUUGCCUUGGCUGAUUUUUUUUUCUGUGCACGUGCCCCGAAAUACAUUUUUACAAUUCGCACACAUGUAUUUUUAGUCGCACUGUUGAGCCCUGUAUAGUGACUUGUCUUCCAUAAUAAAGUUGUAAUCUGUUUUAAUCCUUGUAGAUUUUAGCCCUCAUGUGGACGACAGCUCAUCGGGCUCUGCAAUGGAACUUUUAACUUUGACUAAAGCUUUUAAUUUUGAGCAACGUGUCUCUAAGUCCACACCCCAAAAAGGCCACAUUUUAGACUUGGACAUCUCUUAUGUGUCUGUCAAUGAUGUUCAUAUGAGAGAUCAUCGUGGACAUCAUCAGAGUUUUAUCUCUACUAAAACCACAGACAGUUUCUCCUUUAUGUUUGACCCUCUCAUGUUCAUGGACUGCUUGGAUGUGGACUGAUGGAGUCUUAAGGGAUCUCACCAAAAAGUGAAGAAAUCUGUUAAAGACAAAAAUUUAAUUGAGACAGGUUCAUUUCCAUCAUUGUGUUUCGUUAACUCGUCUUACAAAAACUCUUUCUAGACCAGUUCAGCGGCUGUCCUCUUCUACUACAGAGCCACACAGUUGUGAUGUUGUCAGAUACAUGUAUGUUAAUGUGUUGUGUGAACAGUCUUUCUUUUGUUCGUCUGUUUUGUGUUGAAUAAUUAUAUUAGUGUUAAUCUAAACGGCACCUCACUGUGUCAAAUCAUGAACUAACUUUUCGACUUUCGGACUUCUUAACUUCAAGGCUAAGAAAGUGUUUAAAGUUUGUCUUCACUGAUUAUUUCUUUGUCUCUCACUCGGCAGAUGAGACGAUGGUCAUCAACGUCUUCUGUGGCGUCGUCUCCGGCGUCCUGUCCUCCUCCUUAGCCAACCCCACAGACGUCCUGAAGGUGAUUUUGAAGGAGGAUGAAAAUAUCCGCUCACUAACAUUGUAGCUGUGAAUCCUGUAACUACAGAUGUCUGCUUUUGUUCCAGAUCAGGAUGCAGGCGCAGGGCAGUCUGCUCCAAGGCAGCAUGAUGUCCAACUUCAUCAACAUCUACCAAACAGAGGGGACCAGAGGGCUGUGGAGGGUGAGUGUUUGACUGUUCUGUGCGCUGAUGUUUGUGUGUAUUUUGUAAGGAACAUAUUCACGCACCAGGAUGUUUGUGUUCAUUAUGAACAAACUACAAGUGUUCAUUCUCACCUGAUGGAUUUUGAUAAAGCUUUUAUCAUCAAUAAAAACACAAAACCCGACUCACCCUUUUACCCUCCUCUUCCUCAGGGCGUCAUACCCACAGCACAGCGAGCAGCCAUUGUUGUAGGGGUGGAGCUUCCUGUCUAUGACAUCACAAAGAAGCACCUUCUUCGCUCCGGCCUCAUGGGGGACACCGUGUUGGCGCAUUUUAUGCAAGUUAAUUUCUCUGCGUGAUUUUUUUUUUUUUUUGGCACUACAGGAAACUCACAGAGAAAUCACGUUUGUUGUCUUGAUCUGUGUUACAGUUCCAGUUUCACGUGCGGCCUGGCGGGAGCUCUGGCCUCUAAUCCUGUAGACGUGGUCCGGACCCGCAUGAUGAACCAGCGAGUUUCGUCAGGGAGCCCCAUGUACAAAGGAACACUGGACGGGGUGAUGCAGACGUGGAAGAACGAGGGUUUCUUUGCUCUCUAUAAGGGAUUCUGGCCAAACUGGCUCAGACUGGGGCCUUGGAACAUCAUUGUAUCCUUUUUAAAACCUGCUGAGGGUCUUCAUGGGUGGGCAGACGAGGACUCUAAAACAGAAACCAAUCACCAGAAUUCAGUGCAGGAAAAAAAAAAUCCUAUCUGGUUUGACUGAAUGUUCCUGAGUCAGGUACAGUCCAAGUAUGCCAAGUCCUGUAGGUUAAAGUUGACGUGGUAAAGGUCUGCCGUAAAGCCAGGUUCAUCAUAUUUCAGAUCUUGUGUCAGUCAGCUGAGCAGCUUCAGCCUGUUCACUGUCGCUGAAUGAAUCCUGAAGUUUCUCCUUGACGCUGUCCUCAGUUCUUCAUCACCUUCGAGCAGCUGAAGAAGCUCCCGUUUUAAAGCAGGAUUUGGGACUUCACUGGUCUGCCGGACUGUGUGGGGGCACAAACAGGGCUGCAGAGAGGCAGCACCCGGAGCUUUGGCACCAGUAUAAUCACACUCCUUUCAGAUUCCUACCAGUGAUACAGUGCAGUAUCAGCCAUCCGCUCACGCUCAUCCAAAUCUUACGUUGAUUUUUGCAAAGUGUUUUAUUUAUUUAUUGUCACUCGUCCUUUUUUAAGGACACUUUUAGAGACUGAUGUUUUGACGAUCACUCGCACCCUUUGACUACUUCGACACUCCCCAGGCAGCUAAAUGUUUGGUUGUAGCAAAAGAUUGAAACUUUAAAAGAAAAUGUGUCUCUCUGUUUUUACUUGAGUCUGCAGGAAAGCUGGAGUUUACCUCUUUGGGUUUGGUGAGUUUGAGGAUUAGGUUUGGCCUCCUUUAAUGACAAUAGAAACAUUUCUGAAUGUUUGCUCAGGAUUUCUGUACAGAUCUGGAAUAAAAAAAAAACACCAGAUAUUAAUUUAUUUUUAACAAGGACAGGAGCUACUGAAUGUCACACGAGGCAUGAAUGGUGACACAGUUUGUGGAGUUUUUAAAAAGAGAGACAGAAAAUGAAAAUUUAAAACUGACGAUGUGUCAGAAACCUGCACAGUCUUCUUGUAGGUGCUGCAUGAUAUGUGUUGAAUGUUGAAGAAUGGCAUGUAGAUCAAAAAAGCGGCUGUUACAUGUUCUUAAAGUACAGUAAGAGGACAAAACCAUAACAUUUUUUCACUCUCUCUAAACAGGAAGAACCCUCUACACUCCGAAAUUAAUCUCUGUAUAAAAAAGACGAACCCUAGAGUCGUGUCGGGGUUCAAGGUUUUAAAAAACGGUUCAAAAGCCUCUCCAAAUUUCACAGUGCAGGUCCAAAAGUUUCAUUUUAAGUGGGUCAUUUGCAGGAUAAUCUCUGUAUUCAAAGAGGGGGUAAAAGGGUGCUCAUGUUAUUUAUUAAAAUUCUUGUUACACAUUUGAACGCAAGCUUUGAAUUUUUUUCUGAACAUAACAAACCACUGCAGUUUCACCCUAAGCAGAAAUCUAAACCAAAUAAGAGGCACGACCAAAACGAUCUUUCUGAGCUCCUUUUUGAAUCCAGGUCGCUCACUCCGGAGUGACCUGGAUUUACUCUAUUUUUGCUCUGUAGUCUUUUUUUUUUUUUUUUGCACUUAAACUGCUUCAGUUAAAGGAGCAAAUGUAUCAUCAACCUAAAACAAAACACAGCAGUACAAAAUAAAAUCCCUUUGCAGAAUUAUAAACACUCAGAAGUGGAUGUAUUCCACCUAACGCCAGUCUAGGUGCACAUAUGAUGCUGUGUUACGUUACUUUGAGUCAUGGCAUUAACUGGGAAGGGGCUGUUGUAGAUUUAAAAUACAAAGGAGGAGCUGCUGUGCCAAAAUAAGUGAAAUGGAUAGCAGAUUUUUGGACAGUAGGAAUUUUGGUGCUGCUACUUUGAGUCACUGUAAAGUUUAAUGUGUGCUAGUCUGUACCUGAAUAUCAGAGAAGUCUGUGUAGGGCUGGGCGAUGGUGCAAAAAUAUCAGUGUUUUUAUUUCACACUUUGCGUGCUGAUAUUGAUUUUUGUAAGGAUACCUACUUUUAUGACUGCGCCCUAGAGUUACCAAUCACAUCCUGAAAGUGAAGAUUAUUCAUGAAAAUGGCAGAUAAAGUAUCGCCAUAUUAAAAACUUGUUUUUAUUUUUUUUCAUUAUGAAGUUGCUUUUUUAUUGAGCCGUAUCAUCCUUCAUAAAUCUUCUCUAACCACUUGACUUUCGGAAUUUUUUGUUUCUUUGACAAACUCAGAAUUAGGGUUGGGCAUCGAGUCUCGAGCAUCGAUGGGAACCAGGACUAACACUCCGAUUCUCCUGGAAACCAUUAAGAUUUUAAAAUUUUGAUUCCAAUAUAUAUGAUAUUUAUAUACUGGUUAAAAAAAUCGGAAUAAAGAAUCAUUAGGAACUGGAAUUAAAACAAGGAAUCGGAGCCAGAAUCAUUCAAAUUUCAAUGAUGCGCUACCCUACUUCCCCUUAAAGGGAUGGCCUUUUAAGGGGGCUGUUUGCCGAGGUGCCAAAUUAUGCCAAAGAAUACAAUGUCCUAUCAACACUUUUUGUGAAUAAUUUCCCCGAACCUAAUCUUAAAUUCAGAGGUUGCAGGCAGAUCACUUUCUCCAUCUCUAACAAGCAUCCUCACUCAGAUACUAUCUGUGCUUCUUUACAUCCGGGCUGUAGAGCGUUACGACAGGAGCUCUCGACCGAAGCAGCAGCCCCGCCUGGUGGUGGGUGGCUGUGUUACAGCUUACGCUUCAGGUACACAACAAAUACUCCAAAUUAGCAAGUUUUUUGUUUCCAUUGAAAAUAAAACAAAGCUUAACACCAAACAAGUUAAAUACUGCCAACGAGCUACAGAGAGUGAGCUUACCUGUCGUUUCUUUACCAAAUGGCAGUAAUUUACUGUUAAUCUGUAUUUAAUCAAAAAUUGUUUUAAAUUGAUUUUUUAUUCACUGGAGUUUUUUUAACAGUUGUGGUUUAAAGACGUCGUUCAAUCGCCCAGCCCUGCAGUUGAAUCAAAUUUUCCCAAUUCUGUCCAUGUAAAACUGACCAAAUCUUAUUUAUUUAUUUAUGUCACUGAUUAUUAAAUUUCUCUAUAGGAAGGUCUCACUGAUUUCUGUACAGUUAUAGUUUAAUUUCCUCGAGGAAAUAAAGUUCUUCUUAUCUAAUCUAAUCUAAUCUAGUCAUCUUUCUACAUGGUUGAGGUGAAACCGCCCAAAGUCAAGGAGCAAACUUUCGAUGACCUCCACAACCAAAUCUUUUUCAAUGUCAGAUAUUUUAUUUUAUUUCAUUCUAUUUAAAGUUCGGUAGCUUUUGUUCUUUCCAGUUUUCAUCUAUUUAUAUUUCAGGUGGAAAAUCAGAAAUAUUCCACCCCAGAAGCACUUUUCUGUUGCUCUUCUGCUUUUCAUCCAACGGUCAUCCUGAAAAUUUCCUUAACAUUGAUAACUUGACAGAAAUCCAGUCAUGAUAAGAAUAAUUGUGCAAUAGUAGUUCAGGAGUAAACAUUUGCAUCACUUAUCUUUUUUUACAUCAGCUAUUUAAAUUUGAUUAUUUGAAGUAGUUUUUUUUCCAUUUGUCGUGUUAUUUUUUUUAGUUUUUUUGUGCUCAUGUGUUCAUCAGUUGUUUGCUUUUUCUUCUGCGACCUCGACACAAUUACGCUGGAAAUUUCAACCCCCACACGGUCCGUUAUUUUACUGUUCAACAACACUGACACCUUCAGUUUCCACUUCAUACUGCUGCAGACAGAGUUGCUGUUUUUCUCUGGGUUAAUCUUUAAAUCUGUUAAAACUGACAGUUUUCACAGCAUCACGGGUUUAUCUGAAUCGGGGUUUGGUGCUCAUGGUUUUACUCUCUCAGUCAAUACAGUCAUUCUAGCUGUGCAGUUGGUUUGAGAGGCUGUUGCUUGAGACCAGGGUCCCGUGUGGACUCCUUAUAUUGGACAAUGUGUCAUUUAUCAUCUGCCUGUCAAACUGUAAAAUUCUGUAAAUAUAGUCUAAGGUUGCACUGUAAUAGCCUUACACUUUUCGUUGAUCACCUGUUUAUGAUAAUAUUCUGGAAUUAUGUUCCUUUGCUGCCUGUAUUGAUGCCUCUUCAUCAUGUUGACUAUAGGUUCAAUUUUUGCUUUCUGUUCCCACCUACAGGUUGUGCGUAGAAACACUGGAGCUUAUGUUUUGAACUCAAAGAGGAGAAUUCUUUUGUUGUUUUUUUCUGUUACCUCAAUAGUAAUGCUUUCAUGAGCCGUAGCACUCCAGUAUUGCAGAGUAUCAUUACAUCUAUUAAAGAUUUACCUUCGAAUAAACUUCGUUUUGAAGGAUCUGAUCAGCUUUGUCUGAACUUCAAUCAACCCUUUUUUGGGGGGAAAUUCUGUGGUUUUCUCUUUAAGGGUUGAAAUCAGCUUGUUAUCUGUUAAUAAAUGACUAAAUCUGUAAUUUAUGAAGUGUAAAAACAGAAAAUAGAGUUACUAAUACCAUAAAGAUAAACAGAUUAAUAACAACUAAAUAUAUAGAUCCGUGUUCAUAAAUGGCAAAUGGAGUAUAAAUGCGUCUGUAAAUGCAGUUCUUAUAAAAUAUUACCUUAUUGUCUCAUAAUUGGCAGAUUAUUUAUUUUCCCAUAAAUAGAUUUUAUGUGCUUAAUUUUUACAGACUAAUAUCUGCUCAUCAUUGCAGAAUCUAAAUCUUUAGCACACUGGGAAUUUUACUCUCUUCAACAAAUACACUGACAUGUGCAAUGAACCAACCUAGUGGGGAAGACAGGGAUUAUAUACACACUCAUGGAGACGAGCGACAGGUGAGACUCAUGAGUGAUCACACACAGUGAUGAGUCUUGGCACACACAGGGAUUGACUCCUACAGAAUAAAGGAGUGUUCAGUUCAGGAAAAACUGAACCUAAGAAACACACAAAGUAAAACUUAAUUACAAAAAGUUUGUGCAUUUCUGUUUGUGGUGUUCAACUCUGGAACAGCCUGGAAAUCACUGUAAAAAUGUCUAUUUAAAUCAAACUAUAGAGAAGUAUUAAAAGAUUCAUUUAUGUCAAGUUUUAUAGUAGAUAUACUUGACUGGAUAAAAGUAUUAUUAAUUCUGAAUAUUAACCUUCUUUGACCGGCGGCAGCGACAGAAAAUGACAUGCUGCACUUUUAGUACCGUAACUCUUGAACCAUUUGCGCUAACAACAUAAUUCCAACGGAUUCUGAAAGCCGAGACUCUAAGCUUUGCGCUGGUAUAUGAUACUGGUAGCGGCCUUGUGUUUAUCCCAUAGACUGUAUAUUUUAUUGUUUUCACCCACAAUCUGAGCUGAGUCAGAAACAUAAAAACAGUCGGACUAAUAAAUGUGAUUAUUAUUAUUAGAGUGAUUGAAAAGCUCAUAGCAACAUGUUGAUCUGACAAAAGUCUCAUUAUAGAUUCAAAAUCUUCAACAUCUGCACCAUCAUCUUGAUCAUCUUGAUGUUGUUGAUAUCAAACUUGAUGAAGAUUUUUCAACAUGAGAAAUACAAACAAUCAAAGUUCUCCACAAUCACUGUCCUUAAAGCUGCCACCAAAUCAGCAUCUUUAGAAAAGAAUCAAAAAGCUGAAAUGAAGAACUAAACCCAGAGUUUUUGGUGAGACUGAUCCACAAACAUUUACAAACCAGAACAUUUCAAGAGUUCAAGGAUCUCAGUCCAUGAUUUUGGUCUGAUGGACUCAAAAUUCUCUUUAUUUCACUUCUAUAAACUCAGCAGAGGAUACAUUAGACCCAGAUGACAGUCCAGCAUGUAGAGGUUCAGUGAAUGUGGUCUGGACUCUGUGGAGGAGAGUCAUGGUUUUAGAGACGCUGUAGAAGGACAGAAUACCUGCUCUGUGAUCCAGGUACACUCCUACUCUGGAGGACUGAGGACCUGAGACAGGAGUGAUGACAUUGUUGUGCAUAAAUUCACAACUGCCUUUAAAACAGUAUAACAUCCAAGAUUUGUCAUUGAAUCCAAAUAAACAAUCAUCUGAGUCCCCGUCUCUGCUGAUAGUCUUGUAUGCGACUGCUACAUAAACCUCGUCCCCUCUCCAGUCCACCUCCCAGUAACAACGUCCAGUCAGACUCUCUCUACUCAGGACCUGAAGAUAAUGAGUGAAUCUCUCUGGAUGAUCAGGAUAAGACUGUCGUUGUGUUGUCGGUGUUACUUUUCUGUUUCCAACAUAUAAUUUCAGCUCUCUGUGUGCUGUGUUUGGAUCCAGUGUGAUUCUUUGUGAAUAUCUUAAGAAACCUGCUCUGGUCUUGGGUUCUGGUCCUGGUGGUUCUAACAGUAAAACAUCCACUUCAGUCACUGCCUGUGAGACAUUUGUCCACAUCUCUCUCAGAAGACCCUGGAGUUUAUCACUGAGCUCUGACACAGCUGCUGUCACCUCCUCAAAGUAUCUCUGAGGACGGAUGUUGAUCCUGGAUGAGUCUGCAGGUUGACCCGGUUCUGACAGUGAGGGGUAGCUGUGCAGAAACUGGUUGUGGUCCUCUGUGAGUGAGAGUUUCUGCAGAUCAGCGUCUUUCCUCUUCAGCUCAGUGAUCUCCUGCUCCAGUUUCUCCUGAAGUUCUUUGACUCGACUCACUUCACGUUCCUGCUGGGAUCUGACCUGCUGCUCCACGUCAGAGCGACGUUUCUCCAUCAGACGGAUCAGCUGGCUGAAGAUCUUCUGGCUGUGCUCCACAGCUUUAUCAGCAGAGCUAUUGAUAGCCUCCACCUCCUGUUGGAGCAGCUUCACAUCUUCUUCUCUGUCCUGGAUUCUCUGCUGGAUGUUUUCUCGACUCUCCUCCAGAUCUUUCUGCCUCUCAGUCCUUUCUGCUGCAGCUGAGACUGUGUCGUGACCUUUGUGUUGGUCCACAGAGCAGAGAUAACAGAUGGACUUCUGAUCAGUGCGGCAGAACAUCUUCAUCACCUCAUCAUGACGAGAGCAGAUGUUCUCCUGGAGGUUCUUGGAGGGCUCCACCAGCUUGUGUUUCUUAAAUGAAGGUGAUUCAAAAUGAGGCUGGAGGUGAAUCUGACAGUAAGAAACCAGACAUUGAAGACAGGACAUGACAGCUUUCAGUUUUCUCCCACUGCAGAAAUCACAGGCCACAUCUUCAGGUCCAGCCUCAGAGGGAUCAUCAGGAGCAGCUUGGAGUCCACUCUUCUUCACUUCCUCCACUAAACCUGCUAACAUGGUGUUUUUCAUCAGGACAGGCCUCGGUAUGAAGGUCUCUCUGCACUGAGGACAGCUGUAGAUCAUCCUCUCAACCUCAGUAUCCCAGUGGGAUUGAAUACAGCUCAUGCAGAAGCUGUGUCCACAGGAAACAGUCACUGGAUCCUUCAGUAGAUCCAAACAGAUGGAACAAGAGAGAGACUCACGGUUCAGAUGAACUUCUUUCUGCGCCAUUUCAACACUCGCUGUCGACGACUGACUGAGUUUAAUUUCCUGGUCUGAGCUCUUAUCUCAAGUCAGCUCAGCACACAGGUGGUUACACCCAAACCAGACUGUAGAUCUGAUUUUCUUCAUUCCAGAAAGAGGAGCAGUGACGGGAACUGUGAACAUUGUUUUUCCUUUUGGUAAAGGUUAAAACCAGAUCAUCAGGUUUUAAAGCUGAGAAACACUUUUUAAAAACUCUUGAACUCUUGAGUUUUUAUUUCCGGAUAAAAACACAAAAUCUCCCAAAAAGCUGCAAAAACACUGGUUUCAACAACUUCCUGAAUAAAUCGCAUCAAAACAAACAGAGUUACAUUUUUUCCCUGUGAUCAGCAUCAUCUCUCAGAAUAACGAACACAUCGAGCCUCUUGCUGGGCCUCAGAAACCAAAGUCAAACCCAUGACUGACAUGGCUCCACAGAAGUUAAAGUGAGGGUGCUGACCUCUCUGAGCUCAGCAGAAAGAGUCACUUUGACAGGAAACAAAGUAGAAACCCUGAAAUAUGACUACAGGUCAAACUGCUCUGGGAGACUUGGUCAAAAUCAGCUGAUUUUGUUUGUACGUGUAACUUUGUGUUUUCUUCCCACUGGGAGAGUUUAACUAAAAGUAGACCACGAUGGAAACAAAACCCCGACAUAAGGCCAGUGCAUGAAUCCUAGCAUAUCGCAGUUAAUCAGAUCAUCACCCCAGCAAUUGUAACAUGUCUCAAGAUUCAUCCAUGAGCAAACAUCAGAGCUUUGAAGGUUUCACCAGAACUGAAUCCUAAUUU
Xyrichtys novacula (pearly razorfish) is the source of this 18082-nucleotide messenger RNA. The record is from the annotation of a GenBank genome assembly. Lineage: Eukaryota; Metazoa; Chordata; Actinopteri; Labriformes; Labridae.